This is a messenger RNA of Oncorhynchus mykiss (rainbow trout), 4717 nucleotides long. NCBI's taxonomy places the organism in Eukaryota, Metazoa, Chordata, Actinopteri, Salmoniformes, Salmonidae. The record is from RefSeq and is a predicted model, not a curated record.
GUGGAGUUUCGACCAAUGAGAAAGCGUCGUCUCGUUUGAACCUUGGGAGCGGGACUCUAUCCUGAGCUGUUGUUGAAAACGGAAUAAGGACUUAUAUUUCAUCCCGUAACUAAAUGAAUUAAUUUUAGCUUUAAAUCAAAAAAUAAAAAAGGUGUGAUAACGGAUAGAGACGGUUACCACGGUAAUGUUUGAGUUCGUCGGUUCCCGAUCUUGUUGGUGAAACGGACCCUGCAAAAAAAAGAGUAAAGAUGAACCGAGCAGGCCGACCGUUGUUCAUGAAGACCUACGGCAAACAGAACCGGAAGUUGGAGGCCUGGAUCUCCCCUGACAACCGAAAACAGGUUUUCGCCAGCACCUCUUCCUCUGACCUGUCCAUCGUUGAGCCCUCCAGCCCCAAACCCCCGGCCAAGAGAGUGAGAAAGAGAAGUACAGCAGAUAUCAGUAGAGAGCUGCGACCGGCUAAGACCAAAGCCCUGUCCUGGACAGCAGAUAUCAGUAGAGAGCUGCGACUAGCGAAGACCAAAGCCCUGUCCUGUCUGAGAGAGCAGGACAGUGAUGAAGAGAACAUCUUCAUCGUCCAUCCUCCUCCCCAGCAGCAGAGCAACAGGAAGCCAUUCUUGAGGCGUGCUGGUCGGAAGGCCAGGCGUAUUGUGAGCUCCAGUGAGAGUGAUGGAGAGACAACGACCACCAGACAACCCAACCCUAAACGCUCCCAACACACCACAGCUAGAGCCAGGACACACACACAUCCGUCUCCAGUUUUGGCUCCAGGGAAGUUUGUGACUCAUCGUAGGGGAGCAACAACAACAACCGCCAAACACAAAGCCCCCAAGAGGAAACUCAGUGUCCUGCUAGCCCAGCUCAGCCUCAACUCCUCUGAUGACUUCGUCCAGGGUGGAAGAGAAGAAGGGGGAGUGGUCCAGCGUUCCUUCCCUCGCCGUGCCAAACAGGGGCGCCGCCGGGCCCUGGCCAACGCUGACAGCUCAUUGGCCGACCUGGGUAACAGCGGAGCAACCAACAGUAAAGGUUUCCUGCGAGAUAUCUCUCUGAACGUGUCGCCCGAGCGACCCUGCCACAGGAAACCUCUCUUCUCCUCCACCCCCAGCUCACGUUCCCUCCCUCCUCCUCCCUCCUUCCUCCGUCCACCCAUCUCUCCCUCCGCCAGUGACAUCAUCUCUCUGAGCACCACCCAGGAGGAGCUCGAUAUUCCAGAGGACCCCCUCUCUCUCACAGAGCUGCGCCAGCUGUCGUCCCUGGGCCAGGCAGUGGGACAACCAGAGGUAGGAAACCGUGAAGAGCCGACUCCCCGUGGAUCAACCAGCCUGAGGAGUAACGGGAGCCGGAAUGGAGGCUCGGCGAUCCAAGAUGGCGUCGGUGAGCAGCCGAGCCCGGAGCUGUUCUCCGCGGUUGCCUGUGAGCAGACUGACCCAGGCAGGGCCGGGGAGGAAACUGAGGACGGCAGCCAUUUUGUGUCAGCGACGGUGGGACAGGAUUGGCUGGCCGAGGUCGUGAAGGAGAGGUGUCUGACACGGUGCUGUGCCGUACGGCUAGAGAGAGUGUACAAACUGCACGGCGACACCACAUGUUCACCCUGCGUCGACCAGACACGGUCACAUGACAACGGGCGGUCUGUUGACCACGUGCGCUCGGCGACCAGGGGUCAGUCCAUCGACCACUCGGUGAUCAGGGAUCCCUCUAGAGACCACACAGGGUCAGUGACUGAAGGGCAGUCUGUAGACCGUGCGGUCAACGACAGCGGUCAGUCUCUGGGCCGUAUCGUGUCUGUCAGCCGGACCAGUGAGGAACCUGUCAGGGUGGAGCAGAGACUGACCACACACUGUGAGGUACAGCUGGGGAGGCUGACCGUAACUCGACCCCACAGAGAGACCAGCCUGACCGUAACUCGACCCCACAGAGAGACCAGCCUGACCGAAACCCGACCCCACAGAGAGACCAGCCUGACCGAAACCCGACCACACACCAGCCUGACCGAAACCCGACCACACAGAGAGACCAGCCUGACCGUAACUCGACCCCAUAGAGAGACCAGCCUGACCGAAACCCGACCACACAGAGAGACCAGCCUGACCGAAACCCGACCACACAGAGAGACCAGCCUGACCGAAACCCGACCACACAGAGAGACCAGCCUGACCGAAACCCGACCACACAGAGAGACCAGCCUGACCGUAACUCAACCCCACAGAGAGACCAGCCUGACCGAAACCCGACCCCACAGAGAGACCAGCCUGACCGUAACUCGACCCCACAGAGAGACCAGCCUGUUGCCCAGUGACCACAACCCACGGUCGGACAGCAGUACGGCAGGUGACCACGCACGUUCAGAGCACGUUCCCAGGGACAGUCUCGUCCCUAAAGAGCACGUUCCCAGGGACAGUCUCGUCCCUAAAGAGCACGUUCCCAGGGACAGUCUCGUCCCUAAAGACCAUGUUCCCAGGGACAGUCUCGUCCCUAAAGAGCACGUUCCCAGGGACAGUCUCGUCCCUAAAGAGCACGUUCCCAGGGACAGUCUCGUCCCUAAAGAGCACGUUCCCAGGGACAGUCUCGUCCCUAAAGAGCACGUUCCCAGGGACAGUCUCGUCCCUAAAGAGCACGUUCCCAGGGACAGUCUCGUCCCUAAAGAGCACGUUCCCAGGGACAGUCUCGUCCCUAAAGAGCACGUUCCCAGGGACAGUCUCGUCCCUAAAGAGCACGUUCCCAGGGACAGUCUCGUCCCUAAAGAGCACGUUCCCAGGGACAGUCUCUUCCCUAAAGAGCACGUUCCCAAGGAAAACCCCCACAGAAGGAAGGUGGGAGGAGCUCCUAUAGAGCGUAGGCGGAGGAGCGUGUCUCGGGAGCGGCCCGCCACCAGUAGGAAGGUGUGUGUGAGUGGUGUGAGUGUUAGUCGCUGGGGAAGAAGAGACGGGGCUCCCAACAGCAGAGCAGCACCUCCCCCUGGCCGAGCUGGGGACUGCAGCAUUACUGAACUGCUGUCUGCUCAACACACACACGGGGUACCCAUUCUAUCAGACAGUAUGGUAUUGGGGACUCCAGUUCGUGGUAACAGACUCCACCUGUCCUCUCUGCUGGUCAACCUCACUCCUGAGACUCACACCUGGAGUCGCCUCAAAGCUGCCCUCUCCCUACACAGGAAGACCAAAGCGUUCCUGACUCCGAAGAGGCCUCUCUACCUGCUGUCCUCUCCUGAGGCGGAGCUAGAGGCGGAGCUAGGUGAUGUCAGUCAAAAACUGUUCUCCACGCCCCGCCCACCAAACCUCCGCUCAACGAUACAGGGGAGCACUCCUCUGAGUGUGUAUUCGUUAGACGGAGAGCUGUCUGAUGACCAGAAGGUGUUUUUGGAGUGUAACCAGACAGGACCUCUGGGCUUCCAGGACUGUCUCCCGGCAGCCAGGAUGAAGCUGUGUAGGAAGAUCGGAGAGGGGACCUUCGGAGAGGUCUUCAGUACCACCAACACCUCUGGAGACGCUGUCGCUCUCAAGAUUAUCCCAGUAGAAGGAUGUGACCAGGUGAAUGGAGAGGAACAGAAAACCUUUGGAGAAAUCCUCCACGAGAUUAUCAUCUCCAAGGAGCUGAGCAGUCUAAAGGAGAAGAAACACAACCAGACCACUGGCUUCAUCGGACUGAAGGAUCUCCACUGUGUUAAGGGCUGCUACCCUCCAAGCCUGCUAAAAGCCUGGGACUCCUUCAACACACAGAGAGGAUCAGAGAAUGACCGGCCAGAUUUCUUCAAUGAGGAGCAGCUGUUUCUGAUCCUGGAGUUUGAGUUUGGAGGCAGUGACCUGGAGAACAGUAAUGGACAGCUGGCGUCAGUGAUGGUGUCUAAGAGUAUCCUCCAUCAGGUGACUGCUGCUCUGGCUGUGGCUGAACAGGAGCUCUGCUUUGAACACAGAGACCUCCACUGGGGUAAUGUGUUGGUCCAGUCCACUAAGGAGAAGGAGGGGAGUUUCCUCCUCAAUGGAACAAACCAUUCCUUAGAGACCAGGGGGGUGAGCGUACGCAUCAUCGACUACUCCCUCUCCAGGCUCGAGAUUGAUGGUCUCACCGUGUCCUGUGACAUCUCAGAGGAUGAGGAGUUGUUCCAGGGACAUGGAGACCUGCAGUUUGACAUCUACAGACUCAUGAGACAGGAGAACGGUAACAAGUGGGGUGACUACCAGCCCCACUCCAAUGUGUUGUGGCUCCACUACUUGAGCUCCAAGCUGCUGACUAUGACCUAUAAGAGUCGAGGGGGGCGGGGCGUCAAGCAGGCCAGGUUGGACCUGCAGCGUUUCCACGACGAUGUCCUCACCUUCCGAUCUGCCUCUGACAUACUGUACAACUGUGGCCUGUUCCAAUGAGAAAGAGAGUGUGUGUACUGCCACAUAUUGUUGUUGUUGUUGUUAGCGGGAUGCUAAGUGGUUAGCGGGAUGCUAACUGGUUAGCGGGAUGCUAACUGGUUAGCGGGAUGCUAACUGGUUAGCGGGAUGCUAAGUGGUUAGCGGGAUGCUAAGUGGUUAGCGGGAUGCUAACUGGUUAGCGGGAUGCUAAGUGGUUAGCUAUAGUAUUGUGUAGGAGGAUCCAGUCGUAACCUUUUUUUGGAGGUGAACUCUUCUUGUGAAUAAUAUUUAUAAACCCAGAAGACUGUAAUGGCUUUGUAUUCUAAAAUUAAAAAAUGGGUUUCGUUAAUAAACGUUGAAUUAGAAACAAUGACCAAAAA